Echinops telfairi (small Madagascar hedgehog) is the source of this 486-nucleotide messenger RNA. RefSeq names its product double-headed protease inhibitor, submandibular gland-like. Gene Ontology annotation, molecular function: protein binding. Lineage: Eukaryota; Metazoa; Chordata; Mammalia; Afrosoricida; Tenrecidae. Bases 1 to 486 code for a protein of 161 amino acids. The transcript is spliced from 5 exons. The record is from RefSeq and is a predicted model, not a curated record.
AUGCGAACACCAGGUGCCUUCCUGCUCCUCUCUCUGGCUCUGUUCUGCUUCUUCUCAGAUCAGAAUCAGGAUAACGAGGAAGACUGUGAUGAUGAAAAUGGUCAUGAUGCCAACAUUGCCUGUUCACUUAUUGAGCAUACACUAGAUUCCAGGCAUUGUGUUAAGGAUUUUAUAUAUUAUUUCCAGUACACAUACACAAGCCUGGCUAAGACUUGUUCAAUAGACCUCUCAGGGAUAUUGCAAAGCUCAUUUGAAGUAAGGCACACUAAGAGUUUUAGUAUUAUUAAGCAAAUGAUAGGACACUACUAUGCUGAUGAAAGUAGGGUUGACUGUGGUGAGUUCCGGGACCCCAAGGUCUACUGCACACGAGAGUCUAACCCUCACUGUGGCUCUGAUGGCCAGACGUACGGCAACAAAUGUGCUUUUUGUAAGGCAGUGGCGAAAAGCAGUGGGAAGAUCAGCCUAAAGCAUCAUGGGAAAUGCUGA